Dermacentor silvarum is the source of this 11548-nucleotide messenger RNA. Its product is annotated as potassium voltage-gated channel protein Shaw-like. Gene Ontology annotation, biological process: potassium ion transmembrane transport; protein homooligomerization. Gene Ontology annotation, molecular function: protein binding; delayed rectifier potassium channel activity. The record is from RefSeq and is a predicted model, not a curated record. NCBI's taxonomy places the organism in Eukaryota, Metazoa, Arthropoda, Arachnida, Ixodida, Ixodidae. The coding region runs from base 450 to 2321 and encodes 623 amino acids. Gene Ontology annotation, cellular component: dendrite membrane; axon; neuronal cell body membrane. The transcript is spliced from 9 exons.
CCGGCGGCGAGGAGCACGCGCACACAGACACCGUGCGCCGCGCGCUGUCUUCGAGGCGCUAACCGCGGCGGCAGCCGCCGCUGCGCCUCCCCGAGGCGCGCUGUGGUGCGCGUAAUCGAGGCGGCGGCGCGAAGCAGCAGCAGCAGCAGCAGCAGCGAGACGAGAAUUUACACGAAGGCAGCAGCAGCAGCAGCUCGGCCGGCUCGCCACAGUACCCGCGCGGCUCUUCAGACCGUGCGUUAGCCGCCCUGUGUGGAUGUCAGUGGCUCCGCGCCGGCGCGCGCUCUGCCAAUGGAUACCGCCUCCGACAAUCAGCGCUUCCGCCGUCGGUGCAGGCUGCAACCUCUUUUCGUUCGGACACCGGCCACGGCACGCCAGCAGGCGUGAUGGGCGUCGGGUCGGGCGGUGUGCGGCCCGCGGCAGCGUAGCAGCAGCAGCCAGCCACCAGCAUGAACCUGGACGCCGAGAACCGCGUCGUACUCAACGUGGGCGGCAUCCGGCACGAGACCUACAAGGCGACUCUCAAGAAGAUCCCCGCGACGCGCCUCUCCCGGCUCACCGAGGCCCUGGCCAACUACGACCCCGUGCUGAACGAGUACUUCUUCGACCGCCACCCGGGCGUCUUCGGACAGAUACUCAACUACUACCGCACGGGCAAGCUGCACUACCCGACCGACGUGUGCGGGCCGCUCUUCGAAGAGGAACUCGAGUUCUGGGGACUCGACGCCAACCAGGUGGAACCCUGCUGCUGGAUGACCUACACGCAGCACAGAGACACGCAGGAGACGCUGGCCGUGCUGGACAGGCUAGACCUGGACACGGACAAACCGAGUGAGGAGGAGAUCGCACGCAAGUUCGGCAUGGAGGAGGAGUACCUCGCUGGCACGCUGUCUUGCUGGCAGCGGGUCAAGCCCAAGAUCUGGUCGCUGUUCGACGAACCGUACUCUUCCACCGCCGCCAAGAUCAUCGGCGUGAUGUCCGUCUUCUUCAUCUGCGUCUCCAUCCUGUCCUUCUGUCUCAAGACCCACCCCAACAUGCGCGUGCCGGCCAUCAAGAACAUCACCGUGCAGACGUCGGAGAGCGCCGUCGCGUGGACGCUGGACAAGAUCCAGACGAAUCCGCACGACGCUUUCUUCUACAUCGAGUGCGUCUGCAACGCCUGGUUCACCUUCGAGAUCAUCAUUCGCUUCGUCGCCAGCCCCAGCAAGCUGGACUUCGUGCGCGGCGCGGUCAACAUCAUAGACUUCACGGCCACGCUGUCCUUCUACAUCGACCUCACCCUCCAGAAGCUCGCCUCGCACCUGGAGAACGCGGACAUACUAGAGUUCUUCUCAAUCAUCCGCAUCAUGCGACUGUUCAAACUCACCCGCCACUCGGCCGGCCUCAAAAUCCUCAUACAGACAUUCAAGGCCAGCGCCGGCGAGCUCAUUCUGUUGGUAUUCUUCCUGGUGCUGGGCAUCGUGAUUUUCGCCAGCCUCGUCUAUUACGCCGAGCGGAUCCAGUCGAACCCCGAGAACGACUUCAACAGCAUACCGCUCGGCCUCUGGUGGGCCCUGGUCACGAUGACCACAGUGGGCUACGGCGACAUGGUGCCCAAGACUUACGCCGGCAUGUUCGUGGGUGCGCUGUGCGCGCUGGCCGGCGUGCUGACCAUCGCGCUUCCCGUGCCCGUGAUCGUGUCCAACUUUGCCAUGUUCUACUCGCACACACAAGCGCGAGCCAAGCUGCCCAAGAAGCGGAGACGUGUGGUGCCCAUCGAAGUGCCCCGGGGACCUCACCGCAGGCCACCCGACGUCAAGAACACCAAAGACGCUUGUAAGGCGGGCGGAGGGGCAGACGCUACAUGCUGUGACGAUAGCCUGACAGAGGUCCCAAUCAACAACGCAAUGAAAGGACGGCAGCAGCAAGUGAUGGCCGACCUUCCCAGGAGAAAUCAAACGAUACGCACCAGGGGUCCGGGCAAUGGGGAAGAGUGCGUCCCGAUGCUGAUGCUGAACCAUUCGGAAACUGCCCAGGAGACGACGGGCCGGACGCCGCCGCGGCGAACGAGCAGCUCCGCCGACCGGAACGCCAAGCUCCUUGAGAUGGGUGCCUCAAGCAUCUCUCCAGCGUCCCACGUGGGCUGCGGCAGUGGCGGCGGCGGUUCGACGGGGGCGGACGGCGGGAGCGGCGGCAGCUCGUCGGCGGCCGUCAACCCGUCCUCGACCACGGCCAACCUGAUACAACUGGUCGGCAGCGGAGGCGGCACGGAGAGGGUGCACCGAGGCAGCGCCACCUCGGCCGCCUCCAUCAUGGCCAUCGCCAACAAGAUCGAGACGUGAGGCCUCGCGUGCCUGCCGACGCCAUGUGGCCGCUUCUCCCUUAAUCUGGUGCAAGUUGCGACUCUUUAGAAACACAAACUCGUUAUGCAAUGGUGCGGAAAUAUGGUGGUGUGCUUGUGCUGGUGUGUACAUAACGCGAGGAGCGAGUGCUGGUGAAAAAAAACUGUGGAUACGCCACGUUGUGCCCUGAGAGAGCAUCGCAUCACGGAAAACGAAAGGACUGAGCAAGGGACGGGGAGGCAAGAUGGCGGACGCGCCUCAUCAAGAGAACAGGAGGACCACCACAUCGUUGUUUCGUCUUUCCCUUUUUUUAAAGUCGUGCUCAUCUGUCUGUUCCUUUUUUUUUUUUUUGCUUUCCUUUCAGUGUCUCAUCCCGUUUCUUCGGCGUGUCGUGCCACAAUCGACAUCUAUUUGCAAUUAUACGUUAGUUUCCUUCGCACACUUUUUUUUUACAAGACCCGAGGGCAGCUUCUGAAGCGGGGACCUUACUUAACUGUCUUUUAGACAGAAUGAGCUUGUACCCUCUCUGUACUUUAUGCUCCAGUCUAUAUAUUAAGGCCGUGGGCAUUUCCCAACCCUCAGAGAACGUGUCGCCAUUAAUUGAUCAUCAAAAGGCUCAAGAACUUCGAUUACUUUCUCUAUAGGACUACUAUACCGUCACAGAAAAUUCAUUUGACAGAAGAGGAACGAAAGCCAAUAGCUACUCAUUGCUCAUCCCCACAUCGCGUUAAAAAAAAAGCCGCAAGGCUUGCCGGGAGCUUCAGCAAACUUUUUCAAAAGCUUCCUUCAAAAGUUACCCCAUAUGUAGCCCAGACAAGAAUUGUCUUGAAUUGAUGACUACGUUUCUAGGGUUGUGUUCCAAUUCUGGCCUGCACUGGAAACAGUCUUUGUUUUCUGCCAGGAAGACAGGAGAGCACACGUAAUGGAACGCAUUUGGAACGAACCGUCUGGAAGACGUUACGCCACCUCGCGUCGACAAGAAAAAGCUAAGAAAAUUGCGUAUUGCUGUUGUAUUUUAACACUUUGCGUGCAUGAACCUGUGAAAAACACAACGUCGCUUUCAUUAAGCGUUUAAGAAAACGUGACGACGUUUUCCUGUGAGCAGACGACCUUCCCGUCGAGUUUCCAUGUCUUCUGCUCAGCCGCCAUCUUGCUUAGAUAAAAAAGUAUAGCCUGCAUCGUUUUUUGUACUUCGAUGCUGUCUUCGCAAAGCUGUCUUAUUUGCCGGCUUCUUUAGAAGUCAAACAACACUUAAGAUGGCCGCUGUCCACUAAGCUAUCUAUUUAGCCGUCUAUGGCGAUUAUUGGAACACAGCCCAGGACGGAUGAAAGAUUAAAGAAACAAAAGGCGGGAGAACAAGUGCUGACCUCAAGCCGGGAAACGCGGUAGCUUACAUGAACGUAACGAAUAGAUCUUCGGCUUUGUAUCGCCGAGACAGAUUUGUUUCGCAAGUUGGUAACGUCAUCGUUACAGGGCCUUUCUUGGCGGAUGCGCUGAAGUGAUUGCACAGACUGUUAACUUAUUUGUCGAAACGGUCCCGAUAGUUUAUUUGUAGCUAUGUCCCCGAUGCCACGCUCAUCGAGGACGUACAAGAUCAGACGCGCUGUUCCCCGGCCCUCUCUAAUACCCAAGCCCGCGAUAGGGAGCAGUUGUACGAGUGUUUACAGACAAUACUUAAAUUUGUCGCCGACUAAUAUGUGACCGUGCCGUGAGAACGAUAGGGAAAUGUGAUAGAGCACAGAAGAUAAGUUCUUACGGUGUCUAUCCUUUCGACACUCUGCUUAAACAGCACAAAUUAUUUUGACACCAAAAAAAAUCUCCUCUUGUGUAAAUAACUACUUCCGCUCGUUAUGUAGUUUCAAGCCAACAGACCACUAAGUAUUUUCCAUGGGUGAGAAGAAAAAAACAUAACAAUAGAUACGUGAAGUAUGGUAUAGGCUCUAGCAAAAGGCAUGCUUCUUGAUUUUUUUUAUUUUUUUUUCUUCGAACGAAGAUUGGCGAGCCCGAAGUGAGAAAAAACUCGUAACUCCUAGCUUUUUUUCUAUAUAUUCUUUAAUUUCUUCGUCACGACACGAGAGUGAUCACCUUCGAUUAGCGGCAAGGACCAGUGUUUGCCUCGAAACAAAGCCAUAACUGAAUGUUACGAAAUGUUGCUCAACGGAUGCACAGACCUAUAGAAACAACUUUAUAUGUGUUGCUUACAUUUUGUUAUCCCCCCACAAUCGUCCACAAUGUCACCUAACCCGUUCGACCGUGUAACACAAGUAACUCGUGGUAACCGCCACUACAAAGAAUUUGCAAAAAGUUACUGAGCCAAGUAAGCAUUUGACGUCACUUGAAAAGAACGGCCACUUCUUUUUUCUUUCAUGCAGCAUGCAAACUGCUGCCCGCAAAAAUGGUCUUGCAUCCAGAGCUCUACCGGAAUUGACCAAUUCGGUCGUAAGUAUUAUGUGUUCAAAUUGACUGCAGAAUACGUACCUCCUCGUAUAUGAAAAAAGGUAAUCGUUAGUAUUUUAAGGACUGUGAGGUAAGCAAGAAGCCCAGCGAAAUGCGCGUAAGAGUUCGUGUAUUUAGCAACUGGCCUCGAAAACAUCUGAUAUUUAAACAAAACCUAUCAUUGUAUCAUUGCAUUUUUUUUUCAUUUCACGUAAGAAAAACUGCAUAAUCACAACCAAGCAGCGCCAAAUGUAUAUUGCUCAGUUUAGUCAGCUCUUUACAGUUACAUAUCGUUACAGCACCCUCAACCAUGGCAAGCUUAUCUUCGCGUACCUUUAUUUUUGUUUUUUGAGAACAAGCACUUACGAGAACGCGGUGACGUUUUGUGAGAGGUCAGCUAACCGUCUCGAUACUGGCGCAAACGUGACACGUCUGAUAGCAAGCGAAAUGUUACUAAAGUCUCUUUGUACGUAAUUUGUGGGCAAAAUACGCGUUUACAAAGCUUUCGCAAUUUUUCGCUUACUUUACGCAUAUAUAGUUUCGUACUAAAAUCACUAUAGGGGACUAUGGCACUGCAUUCGUUCGUUUCCGUGGGAAUAAUCGGAAUGAUGGUUAGCAAAUGAUUUUUUCUAACCUUCGUGCUUAUGUCUCCACACGUUCCGUCUGAGGUGAUUGCUUGCGUUUUAGUUUGUUCUCUCUCUCUCUCUCUUUUUUUUUUGUCUUUCCAAUUUUCCAUACACUCACAGUUUACCGAACACAGCAACGGAAAUUAAUAUCUGCGCGUAUACGUAAUCAGCGCAAUAUUUGUUAUUGUUGUUGUUGUUGAAUAUGAUCACUAUUCAAAAUUACAAAGCCGUUUGAAGUCAGAAGGGCGAAGUUUAGGCAAUCCAUGUACUGCCCAUCAUUGCCGCGCUGGCAGAACCGCCAUGUUUGCGGCUCCUUCGGACAGUAGAGCCAUAGUUCACUCUAGUGAUUUUUUUAGUAUACUCGAUUCUCUAACCAUAGCUUCCGAGAUCUGGCGGUGCCUGCACUCAGCCCGAUCUCGGAGGUCAUACUUUAACCCAUAAAGCUUACGCCGCAACGCAAGGACGACAGCGCUGUGUAGCAGAAUAGAACAAAAAGGUCGAAGCAUACGCACGUUUUCUCACUCUCCUGGCAACAAUGUUUAGAAAUGAAAUGCAUCCAGAGACGCAUCCGAACUAAGGCUGCGAAUAAGACAAAGUCACUGCUCUAAUAUAGCAGCGUCAUUUUACUUGCGUACGCGCGGAAUCACUGCGAAAGCACAUCAAAGCUCCGAAAACGGUUUAAAAAAGGGCAUCCAAAAAGUAGUGUUUAUUUCACGCCUUUCUGACCAUGGCACAAGAAGUGACCUUCUCCUUACAUUUUUUUUUAAUGGCGCUAGAAAUUACAAAGCUUCGCAUAAUUCCUAUAAUUCAACGCAGCAAGCCUUGAAAUUCCGUCGUUUUGAAGACGGUGAUGUGCUUCGCUGAGAGCAGCGCAAAGGACCAAGACUUUCUAUAUGUUUCCUUGUAGAGAACCUCACGUGCUUAAUGUCACCAAAAAAUAGAAGGUUUAGGAAGCUCACACAGGACAACGUGAUUUUUUUUCUUGCACAUGCCUUAAGAAGUUUAUACUUAAGCCAAAAAAGAAAAAAAAAACACUGCACCCGGAAGUCACGUAUCAGCGAUUGUGUAAUUAAGCAAAACGUUGCAUUUACGUAACGAGCAUAAAAACAAAAACAAAAUGUAUAAAGCGUUGCGCGUGUUCGCUUAAUCUGUGCUCUCCGCAGAAACGUUGUGUAUACAAUGUCACAAGCUCGUCUUAUACAUUCACACAUACCGUAUAUAUCUACCAGAGUACACGUACACACACAUCAGCGGGUCCCAAGCGUCACUAUGGUGCCUUUUUUCUAAAUUUAACUACUGGAGUUUUACCCUGUCUAUACCUCUAUAGAAGCCAUCAAUGUAUUCUCACCACGUAGACAUUUCACUUGUUGAAGUAGAGGCUUUCUCGCAUACUGAAAGAUACCUCGAACACAGUCGAACUCGGAGACGUGGGAAUAAAGCCUAGCGAAUUGAAACGUUAUUUCGCCGGCCAAGGAUGUAACGGCAAUAUUAGCUAAACAUUGUUACAUUUUCUAGCCAUAGCAAGAGGUAAUUAUGUGCGCGCAAUUAAAACUGUUCUUACCCGCCUAAGACUUGUUCCUGCUUGCACAUUCAACAGAACGUACACACUCUUCAUGGGCGAAGCUGACUGGAAAUAUUUCACUCAAUGAUCAGAUAAUCGCGUGCACUGACUUGCUGGACCACUGAAAGUAGCACGUGCCCUCUAGCGAGCGUUUGAGCCAAGUUCGGAAUCUCGCUUUGUCUUUUGCGUUGGCCGUGUAAGAGGCCUAGCCUUCGGCGUAAGGCAGCCGAUACAGUUCUGUGUUCUUAAUCGUUGAAUCACAUUGGUCAUUGACACUCGAAGCACUAUUAAGCCCAAUCGCGAAACUAAACAACAUUUCGCUUCAUCGUUCGCAAUACGCACGAGAGGUGUCAAGCUCGCGCGAUUCCUUCCGGAACACAGUGAUAAAAAAAUAUGAAAGAGGAAAAUGCAUAGCCCCCGGCAAGUGGCAUGAAGUACCCUAAGAAUGCGAACGCAUCAACAGUGUACAAGGCGCACUGAGGCUGCCGCGUUGCGAGCAACCGACGCGAUAUCUACAGCGUAUACUGUACUCUCGCAUCCGGUUUUCCAUUAUUGUCCCGCAGAAUCAUAUAGCAGUAUGACAUAACGGCUCAAAACUGCAGUUAGUAGUGUGUACUAGCAGAGGUGCGUGUGAGAAAUUGAUAAAGACGUUCCACCCUAUAAAUAGCAGUUUUAAACAGCUCGAUGCAGAGAGGCUGCGUUACGCACCCGACUGGAGGCUAUUGUGACUCGACUCGCACACAUGUUCAGCUUGAAACACGUGCUCGAGCAGCUGGGCGUAUUGACCAGUGUUGAAUAUUUUAGGAUGUUAUGAAUUCGAUUGCAUUUCUUUGUGCGCACGCUUGUUUUCUAUACUGAACCCACGUCACAGGUACGAUUGUAAUUCUUCAUGAAUUGAGCAUCCUUUUCUUGUGACGUGGGCAAAUGUGUUCGUUUGAUCUACUGUAAGUAACGGCGAUUGGCUGGUGUCUUUGUUGGUAACCUUCUAUGUUUCUGCCAUAUUUUUUUUUUUUUUGCACACUGUAGAAUAAUAGCGCGAGACACUAGGGAAGUCCCUUGUGUAUAGUGCUAUUAUUCGUCAAUGUGAAACACCAACUCCCCUUCAUUUUGUAAACACUGUCCAACUGCAAAAAAUCAUAUAGUUUUUCUUUUUAAAUUUUGCUGAUUAGUUCGAUAUGAAUCCCUUUAUUGCAGUGAAGUUCAUUUUAAAGACGGGACACAGCUGCAGUUCGGGUAUUUUAGAAAUAGUGGGCCCAAAGUUGGGGCACACACUAUCGGUCCAGCGUAUACAAAAAAGCUUGGGUAUUACACAUGCGCAGUGGGCCUGCAGCUCUCCGUAGGGUACGACAAGCUGCUUGCGUGUGUUAUUUCAAAGACUUAUGAUAUACUCUAUAUUGCGCCCGCCAACACAGGCAGCAUGCAAGACUAUAGUUCGUGUGCGGUUUCAAUAUACAGAGCGCAAGAAUACGAAUCAAGAGUGUGUGACUCUAUAUGGUGUGCGCGUCAUGCAAAAAUGAAGGUUGCGAUAAAGAAAACAAAAUUUUAGGAAGGAAGCGACAACAAAAAAGGAGUUGAAAAAUGGCUCAAACGAGUAAUUUCGCAGAAUGUCAAAUGGAAUUCGCUUUUGUUUACGGAAAGCGUGUCGCGCUUAACGGAAACGAUAACCUGAUUAGUAUUCGAGCACUUAUUCCAACUUGUUGAGAGAAAAUUGCGGCAGAAAAGCCGCAAGAACCGACAGGUCAGGUUUUUUUUCAAGUGGGAUGGACACCUUUGCCUCAGGAAGGAAGCACUUAACAGUUAACGCAUGGAAAUUACUAAAUGUGCUAACCUUUAUACAGACACGGCACAGCAACCUAUACUGCAAAAUUCUGAGAAACAGUUCACCUAAAAUGAGGAACUCUAUUAAGAGAGAAAAUAACUUCGUAAUGUCCUAGAACCAAUAUAAUAUUACAACUUAGAAUUAACGUCAAAAACUAGUCAGAAAUUACUGUGACGUACCGGUCAUUUCGACUGUUUCUCCAGGCGUUCCUGAAGAAAUCGCUUGAAACACCGCUCCAUUUUCCUGUAAAUUGUAUAAAUGUUUUCAAAACAAAUAAUAAUAAUAAUAAUAAUAAUAAUAAUAAUAAUAAUAAUAAUAAUAAUAAUAAUAAUAAUAAUAAUAAUAAUAAUAAUAAUAAUAAUAAUAAUAAACGCAGUAUGUUGCAACUGUCACUGUCGAAAUUGCUACUUAUGAUCACCUAUCUGCACAAAAAAGAGAAAGAAAAUAAAAAUGUUUCUACGCGUAAAAUUCCUAUAGGGUACAUGAAAACAGAUUAGUCACGGAAAGCGCGAGUGCUUCUUUUCAUUCGCGUUGCUAAGACCGAACAUCCGCAAUUGUCGUUCUAAAUUAAAUAUGUAUAUUUGUUUAUUUAUUUAUUUCCAUGCAAAAAAAUAUUAAUUGAUCCACAGUGUACGCCUGCGUUGGUAGCUUUGUCGAGAUAAACAGAAUACAAUAGCCCGCAGAUUCCUAAACCCCAUCUUGCAUUGUUAUCAUCCAAUUUUCCUCUCAGACUGUAGACGACAUUUCCCGAGGAGACGUGAGAAGCGCCCAGUACCUGCAUCAUUGACGAAACAUUUCUUCGUCUAUACCGUACGACUUGUAAUCGACUUUCGCUUACACACAUCGCCAGGAGCGGUGAAUUUCCAUAUCGCGACCGAAUGUAUUGCAUUCUGACACCCUUUCUUAACGUUAACGCGAUAAAAAUCACAAUGCAUAUAGAAGACGAUGGUAAAAAGUUUGUUGAGCAUAAAAAUUACGUAAAUGCAUCUUCCAAGCAACCUUUCGCACUUUCUUCGAGACAACAUUAUGUGACAUUGCGUUGUCGGAAAUGCCAGCAAAAGGCGCUUGGAUUGCAAACGUUGUAUGUCCAAAUCCACGGCCCCAGCAACGGUUCCCUUUGAGUAACGGACACCAAUCUCGAAGGUCAUGGUUUUGCUGGCUACAUGUGCCGGAAGCAAUAUUUAGGAGUCGCAGACACGUCAUAGGCACCAUGUUUUGGACACCACCUAUUAGCUACCUUGAGAUGCGCUACUAUUGAUUGUCGCUGUAUCGCCCCCAACGGGGCACGUCAUUCGGAUCGUAUUUAUUCAGGUCAAAUCUCAAUGACUAUGUAAUAAAGAAAGGGUAGUCUACAAAGCCGGUCGCUUAGAUCAUCAUCAUCAUCGUGGUCAUCGUCGUCAUUAUCAUCCGUCUAAUUGAAGCCCCACCUAAGGACGUAGGCUUCUACCAGAUAUCGUCAAUUGCCCCUGACCUACGUGAGGCGAAAGCACUCUACAACCGCGAAUUCCUUAAUCGUAUCGCCCCUUCUGUAUCUCUGCCGCCCUCGACUGCUGUUCCGCUUUCCCUUGGCAUCCGCCUUGUCAAAUUAAUGGACCACUGGUUAUCACAUGUUCUACGCAUUUCCCAGUGUACAUAGCUUCACUUCUUCAUCUCAUUGUCAGCUAGAACAUCAUCUAUAUGCUCGCGUUUCGUACGUUAAUCCACGCUGAUAUAUAUAUAUAUAUAAACGUUACGAAACCUGACUGACUUUACAUCACUCGUUCGCGCGGUCCUUACCUUACCUACGUUUCAAGCUUUUGUUGUUAGCGUUAAAAUUUCGGUCCUAUAGCUUAAUAGAUUAGAGCAAAUUACAAUGAAGGGAAAAUAUACUUUUUCCUCUCAGGCUGGGAAGAUGUCGAACGGUAACGCGCUGACAAGGUCACUAACCCCACUGUAAUUUCAAAGUCUCAGGCAAUAGUCAUUACUGUUCUGCUCGCAUAGAAAUUGAGUGUUCUCUGUAAGUGCGACACGCUGGAGGAAACCAAGCCGUGCAAAGCGGCAAAACAAAAACUAUUGUUUGACGUUGCAUGACGUGGCGUCGUACGCAUGACGUACGUCGCAUAACCUGGCGAGGCAUCUGCUUUGCCGAGACGCUCUGGGACCACGUGAUAUGGUGGACUUCGGUGUUCACUCUCGUCUCCGCACCUCUUGAUCCGUGUUCGCGCGCUGCAGAAAUGCGAGUCCUCGCACGACGGGCUUCAUGUGCAGGAUAAGAAAGUCGUGUGACGCAAAAUGACAGACAGUGCAGAUGUCACGUAUUCGCUUUCUUUGUUGUUGUUGAUGUUGCCGCUGCUGUUGCUCUCAAGCACAAAGAAAGCCUGCAACGACGCUUGAGCCACGGCCGAGCAUCUGAGUGCUGAAUGCGCUAAUUGUCUCUCAUGUAUUGUAAGCUCAGUCAGCCACGCCGCCGAAAGCAUGGACUGCCAACUCAAUGUGAACACAGACACACACAUACACACACGGGCACACACGACUCGCCUCAUCGCCAAGCAGGCGCCCGGAGCGCGCGCGCUCCUUCACCGCUGUAGGAGCGACGGUUCCACACUUUUUUUUUUCCUUCUUUUUGCGUUCUUUGACAAUACAUGUUGACUGCAAAUAUAUAGAUAUAUUAUAAAUAUAACUCUAUCACACUUCCGCCGCAUGAGAGUGGUUAAAGCUAUUUCAUGUUGUCAUUACUUUUUCUUAACAUGUUGACGCCAUGGACGCUGACGUACGAGUGUCACUAAUAAAGCGAAGGUUAACGUAA